AUGGAUGUUUCAUUUGACAAAAUUGAAAAAUAUAUAAAAAAUCCACGUCUACAUAAUUUUAUUCAAGGUUUAUCAACAAAAAUUAUAUAUAAUGAUACAAUAAAAAAAAAUUUAAAUAAAUCAAAAAUAUAUUUUAUUCAUAUUCCACGUACAGCAAGUGAUUCAUUACGAACACAUAUGAUAGGACAAACAGGAUUAAUCUAUGAUAAAAGUACUUAUCAUUGUGAACAAUUUCAAGACUGUUUAUUAUUGAAUAAUGAACGAUAUAAAAAAUUUCAAUCCUACUAUAUUAUCAAAGGAUUUUAUUCGUAUAAUGAUUUAGCUAAAUAUAAAAUUUUUGAUGAAAAAUCGAAUAUAUUCAUAACAAUAUUUCGUAAUCCAAUUGAACGAAUUUUAUCAUUAUAUGAUUAUUCUAAACACGGGUUUUUAUUUCGACGUCCUUUUUUAACAUUAAAACAAUUUUUAACAUCAGAUGAUCCGAUAAUACAAUCAUUUAUAAAUAAUAGUAUGACUUGGCAACUUGGUUAUCAUUUAUUAAUGAGUGAAAGACAGCAUUUUAUUGAACAACAAAAUAAUACCGAUAUAAUUUAUGAUUUAGCAAAAAAUCAUUUAAAAUUAUUUAAUUAUAUUGCUUUUUAUGAAAAUUUAAUGUAUGAUUAUAAUGAAUUAAAUUCGAAAAUAUUUUCAAAUUUAAAUCAAAAUCAUUCGAUGUUAGAUUUCUUAUUUAAUAUUGCAAGUUGGCUUGGAUUUUUUCGUAUGAGAGUAUUGAAAUAUAAUGCUCGAAUUAAAUAUAAUUUAGAAAUACAAAAUAUUUUAAAACAAUUAACUUUUUAUGAUAUGAAAUUAUAUAAUUUUGCUAAGAAUGAUAUUCGACAUUUGAAUUUUAUGACAUUUGAUAGUUAUUUUCAAGCAUCAUUUAUAGUUUUAUUUAUUUUAUUUUAUUUUAUUGGAUGUAUUUUUUUACUUUAUCGUUUACGAUUGAAAAUAUUACAGAAUUCUAAAAUAAAUUUACAUUAA
Adineta steineri is the source of this 1017-nucleotide messenger RNA. The record is from the annotation of a GenBank genome assembly. Lineage: Eukaryota; Metazoa; Rotifera; Eurotatoria; Adinetida; Adinetidae.